Coccomyxa subellipsoidea C-169 is the source of this 3045-nucleotide messenger RNA. Its product is annotated as kinase-like protein. Bases 1 to 3045 code for a protein of 1014 amino acids. NCBI's taxonomy places the organism in Eukaryota, Viridiplantae, Chlorophyta, Trebouxiophyceae, Coccomyxaceae. Gene Ontology annotation, biological process: protein phosphorylation. The transcript has 13 exons. The record is from RefSeq and is a predicted model, not a curated record. Gene Ontology annotation, molecular function: ATP binding; protein kinase activity.
AUGAGCACGGACAUCGACCUGGCAAUCGCGCUCUCGUUGAGUGAAGGCAGGACGUCAAACUUCGUGGACACUCGCCGUGAUAGCAGCAUAGCCCGCAGUAUUCAGGAUGAGGAUAUUGCACAAUGGCAGUCCACCCUGGGGCCGGGGCCGCUGCCGGAGAUGCAUGCGGACGACCGGCAGCUGCGGCUGGAGCGCACGCUGAGCGAGCGGCUGGCGGAGAGCGGCGCGCUGACUCAACACAUCCCUCGCACCAACAGUAUCGAGGAGGGCCCCGGGAUCGCCGACGUUGGAGAGUUCGGCGCCGAGCGGCUGCGCAUGCAGGAGCGGCUCGGGCGCUACUCCCUCUGCGAGCGCGAGGUCAAGGGCGACGGCAACUGCCAGUUCCGGGCGCUGAGUGAUCAGCUGUACCGGGCGCCGGGGUACUAUGAUCAGCUGCGGCGGGUGGCGGUGGAUGAGCUGCGGUCACAUGCGGACAGAUAUUCCCCCUACGUGGCCGAAGACUGGGGGGACUACCUGCGCCAGAUGGCCAAGUCUGGCACCUGGGGGGACCACCUCACCCUGCAGGCGAUUGCAGAUCACUUUGGCGUGAAGAUGUACAUCAUCACGAGCUACAGGGAGGGGGAAAUAAUUCAGAUCAACCCCAUUGGGCGCCUGCGCAGCGAGCGCGUCCUGUAUUUGAGCUUCUGGGCCGAGGUGCAUUACAACAGCGUGUUCCCCCGAGCAGAGCCUCCACCUGUGCUGCCCAAGGACAAGACACUGGGCAGCCGCAAAUUGUCGCAGCAGGUGCUGCCAGUGGGGUGCAAAUACUUCACCUACAGGGAGCUGGAGGAAGCUACUGGUGACUGGGCACAGAGCAAUGUGAUUGGAGAUGGCGGCUUUGGGCGUGUGUACAAGGGGCGACUGCGCAACGGUCUGCUCAUAGCAGCAAAGCGCUUGGACCGACACGGCCUCCAGGGAGACAAGGAGUUCAAUGUGGAGGUUAGCAUCCUGUCACGGCUGCACCACCCUGGCAUUAUCAAGCUGCUGGGAGUCUGCGUGGAUGGUGACCAGCGCAUCGCUGUCUUUGAGCUCCUCUCGCGCGGCUCCCUAUCUAGCGCGCUGGGCAAUUCUAAUGACAGCGAGAGUGCACGGUCAGCUGGGGGCCGUGAUCCAAGCAAGCAGCUGUCUCACGUGCUGACAUGGCAGCAGAGAAUGCAGAUCGCUCUGGGGCUUGCUCAGGGCCUCUCCUACAUGCACCAGGAGAGGCUCGUGCACAGGGAUGUGACGUCGGGCAAUGUGCUGCUGACGGAGGGCGCCCAUGCGCGCAUAGCCGACCUCGGCCUGGCACAGAGGCUGACCAUGCCGGACUCCAUUGUCAUUGCUGCGCCUGUGGAGGCAGACAGCAUCCUCAUGGGCACCUACGGCUAUGUGGCGCCAGAGUACGCCAUGUCAGGCGAGCUGAGCCAGAAGACGGAUGUGUAUGCAUUUGGCGUCGUGCUGCUGGAGAUCCUGACUGCAAAGCCGGCGGUGGACGGCUCCCGCCCCCCAGGCUGCCAAAUGCUGUCGGAGUGGCUGUUGCCAUCCCUCAGCAGCGUGGACAGAAUCUGGGAGCAUCUGGAUCCUGCCCUGGAUAUUGGCACAGUAGCUGCGCCCCAGCUUGCGACGCUAGCAGAUGUUGCUCUUGCCAGCCUCUCAAAGAACCCCUCCGACAGGCCGCGCAUGACGGAUGUGGUGCGGGUGUUGGAGACGGCAGCAGCCUUCAAGCCAGACCCCUCAGCCGCCAGUCCCAGUGCCGCAAACAGACCUGCUUUAAACCUGAUCGACGCAGCUGCCGCGCCUGUGGGCCAACUGUCCGCCUUUGGGGACCCAUUUGCCAGCAACCCCUUUGCUGUUGGCGCUCCGCCAGAAUCCAAUCUGCACGCCCCUCUGUGCACAGGCAUGCCAGGAGCGACGGAUCCGGGCAGGGGCCAUGCAGGGGGCAGCUCCGCGGCAGCUGCCGUGACGCCGCAGCGCGGCUCUCCCGUCAGCCCGGUGCGCCAUCUGGGCCACCUGUCGUCCUCUCGCGCGGCGCACGCGCUGCCCAAAGCGCAGCCGGAGGACUUUGCCAGCCCGCUGCAGUCGGGCCUGCGCUUUGGCGUCAUGUCUCAGGUCUCCCCUGACGUCGGCUCUGCCUUCGGCCGCAGCUCUGCAACCGACCAGGCGGCAGGAUCGGGGCGCAGCAAUGACAGGGAGGUGUCAUCUGUGGCCUCGUCGCCGCUCUUCGAUGCCAUGGCGAGCCGCCAGAGCUCCCCGGCCGCAUCCUCUGGCGCGCCUCAGCAGCGUGAUGAAGCAAGCCAGUCGCCCAGCCAAUUGGGGAGUAACACGAUAAGCUUGCUCAACUACCCCGCCGACCAAUUCUGGCCCCACAGGGGUGGAAGUACAGCGGCUCCCGAGGAGCCCAGCAGCAGUGACACCGGCCCUGGCCCGCCGGUGGGAUCUUCCUUCGCGGCAGCUGUGCGGCGGAAGGAGUGGCGCGUGGCCGGACCGCCGUCGGCGCCGUCUUUCGGGGACGAGCCUGCCGGCUUCAGUGGAGGCAGCGGGACCCAGAACAGGCAACGGCAGCGAGCCGGAGGGGGGGGACUUGGGGGACCACUGGCAGAUUCGGUGGCGAGCCUGACAAUGUCGGCAGACAGGCCCCCCGGCCGGCAGACGUAUUCUCACGCUCCCGGGGAGAUCUUCGGCGCGCUGCAGCCCAUCGUCGAUGAGGAGGCGGCCGGCCCUCCUGAGGCAGCGAAGAAGGGGGUGGAAGGGGCGGGGCUGAGCCCCUCAGUGGCGCGCAGGCGCAGCUCGGGGAACCCAUUCAAGGACGAGGAGUGCAGCACGCCGCCUAAUAGAAGCUCUGCUGAGCGGAGCGGCUCCGGCAACCCUUUUGCGGUGGCCGGUGGGGGAGAUGUGCAGGGGCGUCCCGGGCCCUCGGAUGGGGCGCAGCUGCACCUGGAUAACAGCAGGGAAGCUGAGGUGCACUGGCCCUGCGCACAGCUGGACCCAGCGUUCCUGCAGCUGUCCCCAAAGCCGCUGGCAGCCUGA